Arabidopsis lyrata subsp. lyrata is the source of this 967-nucleotide messenger RNA. RefSeq lists its product as uncharacterized. NCBI's taxonomy places the organism in Eukaryota, Viridiplantae, Streptophyta, Magnoliopsida, Brassicales, Brassicaceae. The record is from RefSeq and is a predicted model, not a curated record. The coding region runs from base 1 to 507 and encodes 168 amino acids. The transcript has 4 exons.
AUGUGGCUGAGCUUGACUGUUAAGCUUUCUUCGACAUAUCUUCCUUUGCAACCAGUCUCUAGUUUUUGUUUCGUUCCAGCUGUUACAUGUGGAACUCACACAGUCUUAGACCAUAUCAUUUCCAACAGUUUGAUUAUCGUUUGUCGUGGCAGUCUUGGUGGAUGUGAAGGCAACCAGGGAUCGGACAAAGCGUUGAUCAUCGAGCCGUCUCAAAAACAAGUCUUAGGGAACCUUUUCAACAGACAAGAACCUAGCCGCCCCCAUAGAGGCAACAACUUCUCUGAUCCAUUGUUGAAGAUCGAUGAGGCAGAAUCCAAAGGCGAGGAGAUAAAGCGUAAACCAAAUACCCAGAUCAGAUGCAACGUUAGAUCUGCUUUCGGGUUGUUAGACCAAGCAAGGAAGGAAACAAACAAAACUGAAAGAAUUCUCCAAUGGUUUACACUAUCGAUACGAUCUAUGAUGAAAGUAGACAGACACAACAAACUUUGUCGGGAAAAAUUGACAUAAGUCAUGCACGGAUGCAUUGUGUCAACGGUACGGUACGUCUUGUCUUUUUUUGUUUUGUUGUUUUUUUAAUUUUUUGUUUUGUUUAUUUGAGGCUUUUUGUUAGCAUAAUAUACACUCAAAUUGGUUAGAUAGAAAUUUGAUAAGAGACUUUUUUGUUUUUUUUGUCUUGUUGAUAUAGGAGUUCUAUUGAUAUGAUAGAAAUUCAUGUCUUUUAAAUAUUUAUUUCAUUUCUAAAAGUAGUUCGUAUAUGACAAAAAUCUCAAAUUUAUUAAUCAACUAGAUUAGGAUGCGUGUUAUACACGGGUUAAUCGAGAAAUGAUUAUUUUAUAAAAAAAAAAGCAGCAAUGUUUUUGCCACUAUACAAAUAUCAUAUUGAAUUUCAACUGAACUAACUGUAAAUCUUAUCAUAUAUUUGAACUGAAACCCCCAAAUAUGUUUUUUUUUUCUUUUAGAGUGUAUA